UCCUCCUUCUCUUGAAGAUCUAAACACACACACUGUCGCACCCUGAAACACCACAAACUUCGAAGGACUAUCAAAGGAGACAGAGACGGAUCUACAAUAAAAAAUAACAUUCAAGGACGGAAAAAUGCAAAUAGUUGAUCUGAAAUUAGAAAAACAGGUGGAGAAUUCGUCUUGUGAGAUCAGGACCUCCACAAACAAAACUAAAAUUCUGUCACAUUCUAUUGAGGAAAUACUGAAGAAACCUCCAUCUCAAACUGUCUCACCUGACAGAAGCGAACAGAGAACUGUAAAAUCUGGAUCUACACCAACAAAACUCAAGGCAGAAGAUACAAAAAUCAGUCAAUGCACAGUUCAUCAGUCCAGAAGAGUACGGACAACGUUCACGACCGCGCAGCUGGAGGAACUGGAAAGAGUUUUUCAGGAAACACAUUAUCCUGAUGUUCAUACUAGAGACCAGCUCGCCUCUCAGACCCGACUCUCUGAAGGGAGAGUACAGAUCUGGUUCCAGAACAGACGGGCGAAGUGGAGACGCAGUGAAGUUAAAGGCGGACACAGACCUUCGACGGCACUGACAAACCCACAACACACUCACCAUCUCCUGCCUCCUCUCAUUUACGUUCCAUUCCUGAAUUUUCACCAGAAGCUCUACCUGCCCGGGUCAAUCUGUCGAAUUGGUCCAACAAAACAGCUGACCAUAAACCAGCGGUCUUACUAUUGACGUCAUAGGCUUCGAUGGUCACCCACCUGAAACCACCGGACC
Molecule: messenger RNA, 760 nt
Organism: Triplophysa dalaica
Lineage: Eukaryota; Metazoa; Chordata; Actinopteri; Cypriniformes; Nemacheilidae
Product: intestine-specific homeobox
Exons: 4
Coding region: 125-718 (197 amino acids)
Biological process (GO): regulation of transcription by RNA polymerase II
Molecular function (GO): DNA-binding transcription factor activity, RNA polymerase II-specific; RNA polymerase II transcription regulatory region sequence-specific DNA binding
Source: RefSeq, a predicted model, not a curated record